Molecule: messenger RNA, 2694 nt
Organism: Adineta ricciae
Lineage: Eukaryota; Metazoa; Rotifera; Eurotatoria; Adinetida; Adinetidae
Source: the annotation of a GenBank genome assembly
AUGUAUCAAAAUAAGCACAGCAUCUUUCUUAUACUACUCUUGGCUUUAAUUAUUCACAAGUAUUAUUGUAAAGAACAAACUUAUAUUCAUAAUCAAGCUAAACCACAACGUUUUCAUGUGGCAGAAUUCAAUUUUGAUCACGUGUCUGAUGUCUAUGCUAUUACGCUAUGGAUUCUGCUGGGCUCGUUGGCAAAAGUUGGUUUUCAUCUCUCACAUCGUUUAACAGAAAAAUUUCCUGAAAGUUGUCUCUUAAUUAUAUUGGGUCUUAUUGUUGGUGCUUUGCUUUAUAUUACUCAUUUAGCUGAACAAAAAGCUUAUGUUUUGAAUAGCGAUACUUUCUUCUUGUUUCUUCUACCGCCAAUUAUUCUCGAAGCUGGCUAUUUCAUGCCUAAUCGCCCUUUCUUCGAUAAUCUUGGUACAAUUCUCCUACUUGCUAUAGUCAAUACUCUUUUCAACACAAUUUGUAUUGGUUUAACAUUAUGGGGUUUUUCCUACACACCGCUCUAUGGUGGAACACAGUUCGGCAUGUUGCCGUGUUUCGUCUUCGCUGCUUUGAUAUCAGCGGUCGAUCCUGUCGCUGUCUUAGCUACAUUCACUGAAAUUCAUGUUAAUGACAUGUUAUAUAUCGUGGUCUUUGGCGAAUCGCUCUUGAACGAUGCUGUGUCUGUCGUUCUGUAUCGCAUGUUCGAUUCCUUUGCUAAAAUUGGUCAAGAAAACUUGAUCGCCCCGGAUAUCAUCUUGGGUUGUUUAUCAUUUUUUGUUGUUUCACUUGGUGGAGUAUUAAUUGGUAUUAUAUUCGGCGUUGUGGCGUGUUUUACUACAAAAUUCACUGAACAUACACCUGUUCUUGAACCAUUAAUUAUUCUUGUCUAUGCUUAUUUGGCUUAUUUAACAUCUGAAAUGGUGUCUGUGUCUGGCAUCCUAGCAAUCACAUUUUGUGGCAUGGUAAUGAAGCAGUAUGUAUCAUUUAACAUUUCGAAGAAAUCCGAUGCGACAACGGAAUACGUUUUGAAAAUGUUAUCAAGUAUUAUGGAAACAAUCAUUUUUAUGUUUAUGGGCUUGUCAACAGUGAGCGAUCAUCAUUCAUGGAAUACUGGUUUCGUGUUGAUUACACUACUUUCAUGUUUACUCUUUCGUGUUAUUGGUAUUGCGAUCUUUGCUAAUCUAGCUAAUUGCUGGCGUUUGCUGGAAUUAACACGUAUUGAUAUGUUGAUUAUGUCGUAUGGUGGUCUACGUGGUGCUAUUGCAUUUGCUCUUGCUCUUAUUCUUGACGAAACAAAAAUACCUAGGAAAAAAGAAUUUGUCACUGCAACGAUCGCCGUCGUUUUCUUCACUGUUUUUGUUCAAGGUAUAACCAUCGGUCCACUUGUGAAAUGUCUUAACGUACGACGAAAACAAAUUGAAGAGCCGACAAUGUCAGCAAAAUUAACUAAUCGAAUGAUGGACCAUGUAAUGACUUGUCUCGAAGAAAUAUCUGGUAGUGGUGGAAGUAAUUCCUUGCGUGACAAAUGUCGAAAUCUUGAUCGAAACUAUUUCAAACGUUGGUUAUUACGCGAAACACCGCAAGAAAAAAUGGACAUUAAAUUAUUGCAAACAUUCAAAAAGAUUAACAUGCAAUCAGCUAUGAAAGUUCACGAUACUUCGAAAGGUCUCGUUCCAGCACCGUCAUCAUCGGCUAUCCAUACGUCCGUAUCAGGAAGUAAUCUACGACCUGAAAGCACAUUUGCAAACUUCUCACAAUUAUUAGCAGCAAAUUUGCCUGAACAAACUGUACCGGAUCUGAUGUUCUUUGAAAGUCAAGGAGCCGAACAAUAUCGUGAUGAUGCACAAAUGCAUCAUUUUCUUGAUACCAACCUGUACCGUGCCAGACCGAGAGCAGCUAUUCAUCUUCGUAGUCAGGAUGAAACAGCCGGUUCUGGUGAAGCAAACAACCGUUUUGAAAAAUCGUAUCAUCAUCGUAAUCACAUAUACAUCCCAUCAAGAAUGGAUAAGGAUCAGGCUCACGGACGGAAGUCUGGUAAAACAAGCAGUAGUGGUAUGACUCGUUCAGGCGCUUCGAAAACUGCAUUAGCAACACAAGCACAUGACAAUGCACAUUCGCCCAGGCAUUCAGCAAGUUCAGUAUCGAAACAACAACAUACGAAAGGAAAAUCAGUCUCACCGAUACCGGACAAAAAGAACCAGGAACAACAAUCGCAACAGCAAUUAGGAAAAACAAGAAGUAAAAGUCCUACGCUUUCAGCAGAUCAACCAUUGAAACCACCAUUGCCGACAAAUGAAGUUCAUCAACCAUCGCCUCCUAUCUCUAUUCGUAUUGAAGAUGAAGAAACUGAUGUUGCAAUGGAUGGAGCUACUGCUGCUGAACGUAUUUGUCCGUGGCGUCGUUCUUCUAUACCCGACGCUUCACGAUCAACAUCUGCAUCACCAGUUAAUGAUCCGUCAAAUGAUGUUCAAGCAUCUUCGAAUGUGACUGAUCCACAUAUACAUCCAGGUCCAUUGACUUCAGCUAGUUUUAGCGGUACUUAUAAUAAGUCACUUGAAUAUAUGGGCGAGUAUGCAACGACAACAAAACCCGAAGAACAUUUACAACGGCCGCAUAUUCGUGAUCUGUUCGCUGAUCCAUCUCGAAUUCCAGAUGAAAAGCAAGAGAAUGAUACUGACACUGUUUCUGAUGACAGUACAACUCAUUUGUGA